AUGGCGUCGCAACAAAUUCUUUUUGCCGAAACCAUAGCGGAAUCCGACUCAGACUCCGAGAUCGAAAGCUAUAGCAAUCGUGGCAAUAAGCUCAAAAAGCAGGCACGGUUUGCCCGUCAAGGGCAAUUGGUCCCAAAUAACGGUCCAAGUUCGUAUAAAGAGUAUGUCGAAUACGGUGGUGUCCGACGCCCGAUCCUAUAUCGCAAUCCCCCAUUAGUCGACGAGGAAGGAUACGAAAUAGAUAGCGACGACGAAGAUGAGGAGCGCGUUCAAGAGGCAGAGGCCUCGGCGGCGGAGAUGAACCCUUACGCCAACAUACAAAUAGAGAAUAUCCUUGCUCCACUUACUGCAUCAACCGCGUUACCGACACACCCGACCCUAUCGAAGCCCUUCACGUCCAAAACCCUGACCCGACUUGUUGACCAAAGUUGCGACAUAAUGCGCAAGGAGAAUCGGUCGCUGUGGAGAGUCAGACAUCUCCUGACAGCGCUCUGCGGCGACUACACAUGGGUCCCUUGCGAAAUGAUGGUCCGGCCGGCAGACGUUGAGCUCUAUACAGACAACCACACGGCGCAACAUUUGUUGGCGCUAUCUGAGGCGAUAUCGGCGCUUCCCAGAAUCACCAACGGCGAUAUACAACAAGGCAGCGGUGUCGAACAAGCAAAUGCUGUACCAGACACAACAUUCGAUGGUGAGCCCACGAACAAGGACCCAGCAGAGGAUGCCGAUAUAACCAUGACGGACGCUGGAACUGCCGACCCAGAUGAUUCUCUCGUUGAGGAUGCCGACGAGAAUACAAAGGUUGAGGCCGAGAAGGAUGGUGCUGGAGCGCCAUCAAAUAUGCAUAAUGGCGAGCAAAUAUCAGCUGCACAGACCGAUAAAAGAGAUUCCAUGGGUGAAGCGACAAACGGGGUCAAGGAGCAUACAAACGAACAAGGGACGAAUGAGAUGGAGGCGACCAGAGCUGAGGCCACUGCGAAACCUUCAGGCAGCGAUGCACAUCAACAAAUGGAAUCGGCUGAGACAAUACGUGCAGAUGUAUCCAUGAUCUCCGACGCGGACGAUGACUUCAUACAUCCCAUGUUUCUUGCACCUUCAGGAGCAAGACCAGAUCGAGAUAUCGGCUUGCCGGACCAAGAAGCGGAAGAUAUUCGACGAUUGCUUGCGCUCUACGUGCAGAAGCAGGAAGAGGUGUGUAGAGGGGCAAAGAGGCUGUUUCUAGGACUCCUCAAAGCCGAGCAGAUGCGGAAGAAUGUACUCCACUGGUCCAAGGCAGAAGCUCAUUCAGGGCUUAACCGAGACAUGUCGGACGGGGAAGAUUGGUACGACAAGGAGGAAUGGGGUCUCACAGAAGACCUCAAAAAGGGGCAGGAUGAAGAGGAAGAAGAUGUGCAGACAACUGGUAAAAAGACGAGAAACCGACGUCAAUAG
Molecule: messenger RNA, 1431 nt
Organism: Fusarium tjaetaba
Lineage: Eukaryota; Fungi; Ascomycota; Sordariomycetes; Hypocreales; Nectriaceae
Exons: 4
Coding region: 1-1431 (476 amino acids)
Biological process (GO): negative regulation of silent mating-type cassette heterochromatin formation; negative regulation of rDNA heterochromatin formation
Cellular component (GO): cytosol; Rpd3L complex
Source: RefSeq, a predicted model, not a curated record